Molecule: messenger RNA, 866 nt
Organism: Anopheles arabiensis
Lineage: Eukaryota; Metazoa; Arthropoda; Insecta; Diptera; Culicidae
Product: transmembrane protein 223
Exons: 2
Coding region: 112-813 (233 amino acids)
Biological process (GO): nervous system development
Cellular component (GO): mitochondrion
Source: RefSeq, a predicted model, not a curated record
AUUUGAUUAGAGGGGGUAUUAUUGUAAAUAUAAACAAACUUCGCCGCUUCAUAAUGCAGUUAGAUAACUAAUCAUUUAUUCGCGCGAAAAGAAACAACAAUCGUCCAAAACAUGAUUUUACGGUUGCUGUCUUCGCUCAAUGGUCACCUGGGUAAGCCUACUUCGAUUCUUGCUACUCUAGGAACCCGUUACCCGUCCUGCGGGAGUGUGAUCCGUUCGACCGUACAGCGGGGGCAGUCGACCCAAGCACCGGCAAACCGCGUGUACGAUGUGAACACCAAAGUUCCCAAGGAUGUGAUGCUGUUUAAGUACGAAAAUCCGCGCUUCUUCAAAGUGUUGAACAUCUUUGCCGUGUCGCAAUUUCUGUUCUGGGGCUAUCUGUGCCACUUUUCCUACACCACGCUGAAGGAUGCCCCCGUGCAGGAAGAUGGCAAAGAGGACCUACCAUGGUACAAAAGGGUAAAUUUGGGAGAAAAUAAAUACCGCAAUGGCAUAGCGAUAAUGUGCUUCUUCAUAGGAUACGGAGUGCUGUUCGCUUCGUGGAUGUUCACGUUGCGAUCCGUACGCUAUUUGGUGUUGCGCAAAGGUGGCGACAAGGUGAGCGUCGUUACAUAUGCUCCGUUCGGGACCAACCGAAUCAUGGACGUGCCGCUGAAGUACGUUUCCGCGCAGGAGUCCCGCGAGGCAGCACGUGUCACGGUACCGGUGAAGAUCAAGAACAGGGCACUGUUUUACAUGCUGGAUAUGCGGGGCGAGUUUACCAACACAAAGCUGUACGAUUAUACGGUCGGUUUGAGCCGAAAGCUGAAGUAAAUCGAAGCGAUAGAAACGGACACGCAAUAAACGGUAGGAAGUUACAUCUUAAA